This is a messenger RNA of Phalaenopsis equestris, 346 nucleotides long. RefSeq names its product late embryogenesis abundant protein 18-like. The record is from RefSeq and is a predicted model, not a curated record. The annotation marks the transcript as partial. Lineage: Eukaryota; Viridiplantae; Streptophyta; Magnoliopsida; Asparagales; Orchidaceae. The transcript has a single exon. Gene Ontology annotation, biological process: embryo development ending in seed dormancy.
AUGCAUGCUGCCAAGGAAAAGGUGAAGGACGCUGCCAGCACCGCUAAAGAGAAGUUGCGGGAAGGCACCGCAGAAGCCCAUGAGAAGACGGGGAAGGCUACGGCCACGAAUAAGCAGGAGAAAGAACUGGCGAAAGAAACAUCCAAAGCCGAGAAAGCUCAUGCAAAGGCUGACCUGCACCAGGAGAAGGCUGAACACCAAGCGGAUUAUGCCGCUCAUCAUGCUGGCGGACACCAUGUUCCUCUCACCGGUCCUCAUCACCACCAUCCAGGGGAGACGCCGCUCGGCACUGCGGACCCAAUUUAUCCGGCUUCAGGUCUCAAUCCAAAUUCUAAAAAUCUCUUAU